Rhopalosiphum padi (bird cherry-oat aphid) is the source of this 2436-nucleotide messenger RNA. Its product is annotated as nose resistant to fluoxetine protein 6-like. The coding region runs from base 65 to 2176 and encodes 703 amino acids. Lineage: Eukaryota; Metazoa; Arthropoda; Insecta; Hemiptera; Aphididae. The record is from RefSeq and is a predicted model, not a curated record. The transcript is spliced from 12 exons. Gene Ontology annotation, molecular function: acyltransferase activity, transferring groups other than amino-acyl groups.
UGCACAGUUAUUGAUGAGUCCAGUAUGAGUACUCACCGUAUGGACAUCGUGUGUGCGAUACAAAAUGACGGUCAAUAAUAUUAUAUUCCUAAUGUUUUUUAUGGUGUCUAUGUUGACCGUUUCCAGUCAAUCGAAUUUUCAGUCACAGCUAUGGGUUACAAAAAUUUUGUCCGAUACUUUGGAUGAAUACACGCCUGAUGGAGGGAUAGUUUGUAAACGUCAUGGACUGAAGUAUCGAGAUGGAUUGAGAGACCUUAAACUGUGGGCCACUCAAAUGUAUGACGCAUCAUCUAAAUUUCCUACGGGGAUCUUAGCUGGGAGAUCUUAUGACUUUGGAAAUUUUGAUGAAUGCUUAAAAACCGAUACUACUGGUUUGGAUUUAAGUCCUCAAUAUUGUAUUAUAAGCAUUAGUUUUUUACCUACUACGAAAUUAUAUACACAUUAUUUCAACAUAACACCAUCUAAUCUAAAUCCAACAGACUCUGUGUGGGAAUCUACAAUGAAUGAUUCCGGUUUGAUGAAAAUACAACGCAACGAAAUCAAUACAGCAUUAUGUAUACCUUCUUCGUGUUCACAUUCAGAUAUACAGACAACAUUAUCACCUAAAAUAAUUUCUGCAUUUCAUAAGCACCAACUUAUGACCACAGUUACUGUGAAUUCAAUUCAUUGUACUACUCAACAAGAACUUCAACCACCAAAGCUUUUGGGAUAUCGAAUAUUUUGGGGAAUUCUAUUAAUUAUUAUAUUAUUGACAAUCGUCGGAUCAUUAUGUGAUAUAUACAAAGAGGAAGAAAAUCAAUAUGAUUACAAAUCAUUUUUCAUGGUAUUCUCAUUUCCGGCUAAUAUAAAGCGUUUAUUUUUGGCCAGCAAUAAAACCGAAAAUCUAUCUUGUAUUGACAUUUUAAAGACUCAUGCGUGCAUUUUGAUUAUAAUUGGACAAAGAAUGCUGUACAGUACUGGGCAGCCUGUACAAAAUCCUAAAACACUUGACGAGAUAGCCUUACAUUUAAUGUAUGCCAUGAUUCGCAAUGGAUCGUUGGUUGUCGAUUUCUUUUUCGUUAUCAGCGGUUUCCUUACUUUUCAUUUUCUUUAUGAUGAGCUAGUCAACACAAAAAUCAUAAAUGUUCCAUUACUCUUGUUAUGGAGAUGGUUAAGAUUAAUGCCUGUAUAUGGUUUAAUGAUCGCGUUUCAUACAUUUGUUUUAUUACACUUGGCUGAUGGUCCAUUAUGGAAAAAAAUAGCUAUUCAAGAAUCAAAUUACUGUCAAAAUAAUUGGUGGAGCAAUCUUCUAUUCAUAAAUAACUAUGUAGACGCCGAUCGCCCAUGUAUUAUUCAAUCGUGGUAUUUGGCGUGUGACAUGCAAUUCUUCAUCGCCGGUAUCAUACUUGUUUAUUUUGUGUGGAAGUACCAAAGGUAUGGAGUCUACUUAAUGUGGGCUACGAUAUUUUUCUCGUGUUUAAUCCCAGCUUGUGUCGUAUAUACUCAUCAGUUUUAUCCGACAUUUUUGAGUUAUAUUUCGAUCUUAAACUAUCUACCCGCACAUAAAAGUUAUACUAUGUUGUAUGUGCCUAGUCACACCAGAUCGACGCCGUAUUUCGUGGGUAUAUUUGCAGCGUAUGUUUAUCGGUAUUUGAAGCUCGAUAAGCCGAAAUUUCGUUUUCCGUAUUCGAAAACUUUGAUAACCAUACUCAUUAUAAUUUAUCCGUUAUUUAUAAUGACCAUCCAAGUGUUUUAUUUCCAAGAAUACAAUUUAUGGCUAAGCGUUAUAUAUACGUUCAUGUACCGAAUGGUGUUUGCUAUUAUUGUUUCCAUAUUUAUAAUAAUAUGUGCUAUAAAUGGAUUUUUUAAAGGUUUGUGGUUACGAAUAUUUAUACCAUUAAGUAAAUUAACAUAUGGAGCGUAUUUGGGAGGGCUAUCAAUGCAAUUACUUCAAGUAGCAUCAAUGAAAUCACCGACAUAUUUCAAUGAUAGCCUUUUGUUAUGGUUAGCAAUUGGAGAUACCGUAUUUGGAUUCAUAUUUGCGUUUUUGUUGUAUACUUUAAUUGAAUCACCAUUCGAUAUAUUAUUAAAAAAAUUGAUCAUCAUCAUUAGUCCAAAAAUAAUUUUUAAUAGUAAAAAAAUAACGGAUUCAACAGUUCCCAGGAAGAUAACUCUUAGAACACUUCGUUCUAGAUAAUAUGAUAAACUUUAAAUGAUAUUAUUAAAGUUUAAAAUGAAGACUCUUCCUAUAUUUAUGUUUUGAUUAUUAUUUUAUCAAAACAAAUAUUAUAUUUAUUAAUGUAUAUUAAGUAACCUACUUAAAAUCAUAAGAAAUACUUUUAAAAUAACUAUAAUUUUAAGUUUUUAACAUUUAUAAUAAUAUAUUGUAGUCAAAUAUAAAUAUUUAUUAUUAUUAUAAUACAAUUUGUAAUUUUAUAAUAAAUAAUCUUGUUUAAG